CAGCUCUCGUUCGCAAACCCAGCCGCGUGUACGCAUCGUGCAUUGCGACUCUUUCUUUGUCACGUUACCGCCUCUAUCCCCUCGCGGUUUCGUGUCUCCGAAUCAUAACCCCCAACCGGAUCCCACGCGCGGCCGCGCUUACCGACCGAACAAAGCUCGCCCAGCCUCACGAGCUUCCGCGCAUGUUCCUCUCAUACUAAUCGCGACCUUUCCCUUCGCCGGUCUCGCGACCACCAGAGACACGCGCCCACAAUGGCUCCUGGACCCAAGAGAAAGCGUGGCGAUGGCCGCACCUACUCACAGGACGACAGCCCGCGACCGUCGCCGCAUCGGCCGCAGGGCCUCCCGUUUGCGCACAACCAGCAUCAGCACAGCCCGCGCGGCGGACGAGGGGGCGGCGACAGGCGGCACAGCAGAGGAGGGAGUGGUAUAGGCGGCGGCGGCGGCCGAGGAGCGUUUAGUGUGCCGCAAAGCCCCGGCCUGUCGCAUGCUCCUCCACCGCCCGCAAGGUCUGCGGCAGCGAGCCAGCCGCAGCCACCGCCCCGACCCGCGCAGACGGCCCCUCCGGCCCCAGCGCCGCCCACGCCCAAAGAGCCCGUCGCGGCACCCGCAGCGCCGACUCACCCAGUGCCGCAGAGCAAUGAGUACCUGACGCCCCGGCGCAUUGCGAGGUGGAACAAUGACGCACGGCAGGCAGUCACCGAGGCGGCGACGGCGGCCCUGCGCGACGGCAGCGCCCUCACACUGUCCGUCAUCUUCCACGAGAUCAUCGAGGCCGCGAUAGACGGCCAGCUGGGCUCAGGCGAGCUGGGCGCGUUGGUGCGAGACAUUGUCGCUGCCCCUGCCAGUGACUCGGUGGACCCGCUGUCGACGUUCCUCGACACACUCAGCUCCCUGGCAGGAACCGAAGAGAAGCAGCGGACUGUGCGGCCCAUGCUCGUGGCUGCAGACAUCGACGUCGACCGCAUGCGCAUCGAGCUCGACGCGCCCCUGCUCCAGUCCCUCGAGCUGGUCCGCACCAGCUUCAACAAGAUGGCAGUCCGCAAGGCUACACACGCACUGUACCGCCAGUCGAACUACAACCUCCUCCGCGAAGAGACCGAGGGCUAUGCGAAACUCAUGACCGAGUACUUCACCACGGUGAACAGCGAACCGCCCACGCACGACGUCGUCAGCGAGACAUACCAGCGCGUCAAUGCACUGAUCGGUGCCUUCGACCUCGACAUUGGCAGAGUCCUUGACGUGACACUCGACGUGUUCGCCAACCUUCUGGUCAAGCACGGCAAGUUCUUUGUUAAGCUGCUCCGCACGAGUGCAUGGUGGCCAGAGCAACGUGGCUUGGAAGGCAUCGAGUGGGAAGAGCCCGAGGUCGCGACGCUGCCAGAAUGGGCACAGCCGAAGUCUGCUACAUGGUACUAUUCGGAGGAAGAGAAGGCCGAUCGAGCCCAGCUCCGCGAACGCCGAGACCGCAAAUUCUGGGACCGCGUGGGAGAGCUCGAAGCUUCACGCAAGGGCAAGGGCAUCGAGGCCUUUUUCGAGCUCGGCGCUCGACGCAUCACAUCGAACAACAGACCAAGGGACGAGAAGAUACACGCCGAGGGUGCUACACUUUCCGAUCAACAAGCUGCCCGAAAGUGGGCUGAUGAUUGGAUGUCACAAACUGGCACGUUACCGCCUUCUGGUAACGACACAGCCGCCCAGCUUCUUGGCUUCAAGCUGCAGUUCUACGCAUCAGAUGCCCGCGACGCAUCAGAUUUCCUCCCCGACAACCUCAUUCACCUAGCCGCACUGCUCAUUAAAGUUGGCUUCAUCUCUCUCCUGGAUCUCUACCCACAUUUGUACCCGCCGGAGGAAGAAAUGUCUGCACAUCAAAAGAGAAUGGUUCAGGCCAAGAAAGACAAAGAAGAGAAGGAGCAGGGAAAGGACAACGCCCUGACAAUGUCGGUCCUGACAGACGACUCAGUGUCAGGACCACCAGCUGUCAGCCGCCUUCGUGAAGCCGAUAAAUUCACAAAGUCUGAGCCUGAGAGCGGCGCCUCUGCCAAGUCCACUGACGCGGCAGACGCCAGACCAGCAUUGCCAGAGCCUGCUGAUCAAAAGUACCAGCUCCUCAAAAGCUUGCUGUGUAUCGGUGCUCUGCCUGAGGCUCUCUUCAUACUCGGACUGCAUCCCUGGCUGUUGGAAGUCUACCCAGAUCUCCUAGAACUUGUGUCUCGGUUAGCACAUCACUCGCUCAGCAAGAUUUACGAGGCAGCAAGACCUGUUUCUGCCGAACAGAUUCCAGUCGUCACGAAAGGAUAUGGGACUCGCCCGAGCGACUUCGUACAUCGACGAACACUUCGCUGGCCCAAGCCAGAUCAGAAGGAUGCUGGUGACGGCAUCGACUAUCGUUUCUACUGGGAGGACUGGGACGACAACGUACCGGUCUGCCAGACUGUCGACGACGUCAUCAAGCUGUGUACCACACUUCUGGGUCUUGUAGGCCCGGAUUGCGGUCAAGAUACCGUUCUUUUGACCAAGAUUGCGCGGAUCGCGAGGAAGGACUUUGCAGACGACCCAUCGGACGUCAAUCGGCAACGCUGGAUCAAAUUUUCGACGACAUUCCUGGCUCCGACACUAUCCUUUACUGGGCAAAACCCAGGCGUGGUGAACGAGGUUUGGGAACUGCUCAAGCAAUUCGACACCGCCACAAGGUUCACAAUCUACGACCAGUGGCAAGUCAAAGGCUCGACCAAGCCUGCGUUCAGGAUGUUGUUCAAGAAAGUGAACACCAAAACCAGCAAGGAGCUGAACAAGAUCACCACUACAAACGCCAAGGAGGCAGGGCGCAAGAUUGCCAAGAUCUCAUACUCGAACCCUGGCAUUGUCUUCAAGAAUAUUGUAACACGACUCAUUGGAUACCCAAACAUGAUCGACGCCCUUGUGGAGUGCAGCAAGUACAUCACCCUCCUCGGCUACGAUGUCCUGACCUGGACCCUCGUCACCACCCUCACAAACUCCAACAGGGAAGGCAAGAAGGGCGACGGCAUGUUCGCUCAGGGCUGGCUCACCAAUCUGUCGUUGUUCAUUGGUAGGGCGUACCAAAAGUACGCACUGCUGGACCCAACACCAGUGCUGCAGUACACCACGCACCAGCUCCUGCAAUCUUCGGGCGAGCUGUACAUGCUCGAUGUCCUCGAACAGAUGGUCAAAUGGAUGGGUGGUAUCGGGCUUACCGGCACACUCUCCGAGUCUACAGUCUUAUCCUUGAGUGCAGGACCGAUUCUCCGUGCAUACACUCUACAGCACAAUCUGUUCGAUACCCGUCACCAGGCUGUUACCUCGGCUAAGCGCCUUGCCAAAUGCCUGAAGGAUAAGAAUCUCGCGCCACAGAUCCUUGUCGCACUGGCACAGCACGUCGAGGCCUUCAUCCAUCGCGACGAUAUGCUUGACGCUCCUGACAAAGUAGUGUUCUUCAACGCCGAUAAGCUCUACUCCAACCUGUACCAGUAUCUUGAGUUCCUCCGCGCGUAUAUUUCUGAGGAGGAAUUCGACACCGCCUUUCCAGGACUAAUUGAGAUGAUCUCCGAUUAUGGUGUGGACCCCACCAUUGCUUUCACCAUCUGCCGUGCGAGCAUAGCUGCAAAAGCGAACGCGUUCAGAAUUGAGCAGCAGAGCAAAGCUUUUAGAACAAAGGACAAGAUUUCCGAUGGCGACAUUGUAAUGGAGGGAGCAGAGAACGCAUCAGCUAUCGGCGCCGUUGCAACUUCGCAGGCUACGAAUGACGACACAACUGCAGAGAGAAACGACGUCGAGAUGGACGAUGCAGCGAAAAUCGGAUCUGAAGACGCUUCAACGGAAGCUCUCACUGCUGGAGCGGCGAAUGCCGAGAUUGAAAGUGUGGUGGAAAAGCUCAAGGCAGUACUACCUCAAUCCUUCGCUAGGCAUCCUUGUCUUUCGUUCUAUGUUACGUUCUGGCAACUCUCUCUUCCUGAUGUGGACCAGACCGGCAUCAGAGAAAGGUAUCGCGAGAUGAUUGAUAAGUUCCAGCGACAAGCAGCUCCUGUUCACACAGGAGGCCGCUAUAACUCCCGUAUCCCUAAGCAGGACACGCAAGAGCAGCGUCGUGCGAAGGAAGAGAUCACGAAGCUGAACAAGGAACGAGACGUCGUUGCCAAGACGGCAAAGGCUACGCAAGAUCAGCUACGAGUCGAAAUGAGCCGAUGGUUUGCGGACGUGCCUAUGGUCGGCUCGCAAUCCGAUGCCCUACACCUAAACCUGCUGCAGGACUGUUUCAUUCCUCGCAGCCGCAUGUCUCUUCACGACGCGCAAUACACCUCUUCGAUGCUCCUGUUCAUGCAUGGUUCUGGCGUGCCUGGAUUCCGCAUGGUCAAGAUACUCGACUACCUGUUCAGCGCGAACAAACUAAGCGCUAUUAUCGGAAUGUACUCGGAGGAGGAGUCAAAGAACUUUGGUCGAUUCCUGAACGAUAUUCUCAGGGAGCUGCAGAAAUGGCACGACAACAAGAGCGAUGCGUACGCCAAGUUUGCGUGCGGUACAGACAAGAAGCUCCCCGGAUUUGGAAAGAAGUUUGACGCCAAACGAAAUGCCGAGAUCCACCUGGAUUAUACUGAAUUUUGCUUUGUCACCUUCAAAUGGCAUAAGGCUUUGUUCACUGCGCUCAAGGUCUGCAUCGAGAGUGGGAGAUACUCGGAGAUCCGCAACGCAAUCAGUGUCCUGAACUCGGUGUCAUCGAGCUUCCCUAAGGUCGAUACUAUGCGUGACGAGCUACAAGCACCGCUAGAGCGCAUCGCGGAGAACGACGAGAGAGAUGAUCUUAAGAUCUCCGCGCAAUCCACAUUUAGGAUCUUCAAGCAGCCGAAGACGCACUGGCGUACCGAAUGGCAGUUCCGCAACCAACCCGCCCCAGCAGAUGCCGCGAACGGGACCAGCAAAGCUGGUUCUCAGACGCCGCAACCGAAAGACGCUCCUGCGUCGAAACUCAACGCUAAUGCGCCUGCCUUCAAGUCCAGAAGCGAAUCCAAUGGGACACCAAAACCAACAGACGGUACCGAAGAUGUCGUGCAGAAGCGCGGAUCAACGCCUGUCACUCCAGCAGCUCGCUCCAGCGAAAGAGAGUCUAACAAGGCUAGUACGAGAGACACUGAUGGCAGGGACCCGACCCCCUCGCAGCAGGAGCGUGGCAACACACCAUCUGCCCGGGGCACCCCGGGACCUUCCAGUGCCACAACUGUACCUUCUCGUCUUGACAGAUCGACGCCAACUCAUACUCAGCCUAUGGGCAGACCUUCUCAUGCCUUGCCCAUCAGGCCGGACUCACAGCCUCUUCGAUCGCGACCUGAUCGUCAAUCUGACUAUGGCCCUCCUCAAAGUCGACACGACAGCCGUCCGCCUAAUGACUAUGGACGUCUUGAUCGUCCCCUCGAUCCCCGUGACAGACCGAUCCCUAGUGGUAGGGACCUAGAGAGAGGUGCUGGUCCUAUGGAACGCCGUGACUACGGCAGAGGAGACCCAAGAGAGUACGACGAACGAGCUAUGCGAGCACCCCCCAGAGAUGUCCGAGGACCCAUUCGUCCCCCUCCACAGUGGGAGCCUAGGGAACCCCGCGACCCUACGCAUGCCAGGGACCAUCGCGAGCGACUUGACCACAGAGGCCAUCCCGUGCCGCCGGCUGUGGAGCCUAGGAGAGCACCUUCAAGCUCGAGCCUUUCACAAGAGUACAAUGCACACCAACGUGAUGCGCCACCAUCUCGGCACCAGGCACCUGACAGGCAAGACGCUGCACCCUCUCGGCCACCUGCCAAUCUGCCAACACCCACGGAUGCUCACGCGGUCAAUCCCGCUCGUGCUGCUUUGAUCGAUGCCCCAGUCAAUCCACAACGUGCAGCGUUCAUCAAUGAGGCCGUACCUACAAGACAUGAGUCUCCUCGAUCCGAUCGUGACAGCCGCCGUGAGAGAGAAUCACGUCCUCAAUCACCAAGGAGAGGGGAUGAUCGCCGCGGUGAGGAGCGUGGCGCACCACCUCAACACAGUCGCAGUGAUGCGCCUCGUGAACUUCGAGAAGAGCGCAUGCCUCAACAGGGACCACCUCCUGGUCGUGACCGCCGAGAAGAGAUGAGCGUCAACAGCAUGCCGACUGGUCCGCGUAUACCACGAAGCGAGCCCUCGUGGCCCGAGGUCUCAAGCUCCUCCAGGGGUUCUCGAGAAAUGUUCCAGCCAUUACAAUCAUCACGACAGUUGAACAGCCAGUCACAGGAUCCCAACUACGGUAGGCUUAAUGCGCCCUCUGAGCCAACUCCUUCUGGUCCUCGCAGCGACCGUCGUGAUGCAACAUCUCAACCACAACCAGCAAGCGCGCCCUCAGGCCCAGCAUCGGCCAACGCUACCCCAGUUGGCAUACACCCUAGUCGACUCCAAGCGAACUUUGGUGGUAGUAGGCCAAAUGCACCGCCGAUUCAGACAGACAUGUCCAGCGCGCCGAGCGGACCUCGUGGUGGCAGGCCGCCCCAAGGGCUCCUACCUUCACCAGUAGGCCGCGGACCUCCCACAGGGCCUGCGUUCAAUCACGAGAGAGCACCACGCAAUGCAAACCCAAUGCGAGCUAUCAACAGCGUAUUGAGCCAGAACGCACCUUCGCCAACGGAACGCAAUGCGCCGGCUCAGAGCCAGAAUGCUCCCGUCAAUGUGCGCGGUCGCGGUGCCAACCGCGCCAAUGGACCCAACGAUGGACCAGGCGGACCGAGCAGCCCUAUGCCACCACCACAACAUGGCGCGAUAACUGGAUCUCGUUCUGAAGGUCAGCAGUCCAGGAGCGAAAGACAAGGCCCACCUAGUGAGAUGGAAGGUGAACAUCAGGAUGUGCGAUUAGAUUCACGCAGCCGUCGCACUGAAGCCAGACGUGAAGAGCGGGCUGGGCGUGAUAGAGACCAUGAGAAACGGUCGGACGACCGAAGCAAUCGCAAUGGCUCGAGCCAACGGAGUGAGCCAGGACAAGAACAAGAGCGAGGAUCUGACCGCGAGAAGCGCGAGAAGAGAGGCAGUGACAGAGAGAGUAGCAGGCGACACGGCGAACGAGAAGGCGAGCGCUCGAGUCGUGAAGCAGGAGGAGAGCGAUCGGGUCGUGAGCCCCGCGAACCUCGCGAAAGGGCCGAACCCCGUGAACCCCGCGAAAGUAAGCCUCACCGCAGCUCUCGUGACGAGGGCCGCCCAUCAGGAUCAGGACGGGAAGAGCGCGAUAGACGCAGCAGAGGAGGCGGCGGAAGUGCUGGCGAUGAUGGACGAAAGCGACCUCGUGAGCCUACGGACCAGCCGCACGGCGACAUGAAGCGCAGGCGAUAGACAUACACCAGCAUCAACAUCACCGUUACACACUACAUCAAGACUAUACUUUCGACGCCAACACCACGUUUAAAUAUGUCAUCUCUUUGUCUGUUGGAAUCGGGAGGAGCAUUGCAUUGCAUGGCGUUUGGCAUCAUGAUACCCCGGACAUUUUGCGAUGGGAUGUAUGAUAUUGGGGCAUUUGUCACAGAUACAAGUUCGCAUGUCUUCGAGUUGUUUCAACAUCUUUGGGCUUAUUCCUGACCCUGAUCGUACAUCUACUCAAUCACAAGUGACGGU
Didymella exigua CBS 183.55 is the source of this 7617-nucleotide messenger RNA. RefSeq lists its product as uncharacterized. Lineage: Eukaryota; Fungi; Ascomycota; Dothideomycetes; Pleosporales; Didymellaceae. Gene Ontology annotation, biological process: mRNA processing; mRNA export from nucleus. The record is from RefSeq and is a predicted model, not a curated record. Bases 253 to 7338 code for a protein of 2361 amino acids. The transcript is spliced from 4 exons. Gene Ontology annotation, molecular function: mRNA binding. Gene Ontology annotation, cellular component: THO complex part of transcription export complex.